UGUGCAGCAGUGUGCAGGGGAUCUCCAGCAGCUGGUGUGGUUGGCUCUGCAGUGGAGGUUGAUGGAGCAGGCUGUGGACCUGCAGCAGUGGCUGAAGCUGCUGUUUCCGCGCCUGCCUCUGGAGACCUCCAAACUGGACACCAGCGCCCCCGAGUCCCUCUGCCUGCUGGACCUGGAGGUGUUUGUGAGCGGUGUGGUGUUCACCUGUGAGGCGCAGCUGCAGGAGUGUGAGAGGAAGUCGUCCGCGCCCCGCUGUCUGCCGCUGCCGCUGAUGAAGCUGCUGUCCACCGUCAGGCAGAGGGAGUGGUGGGACGCCGUAUACAGCCUCAUCCACAAGAGGGCGCAGCCGGGCUCCUCCGCUAAGCUGCGGAUGCUAGUUCAGCAUGGACUUGGAACACUGCGUGGUGCAGAGAAGCAUGGGCUCCAGCCGGCACUGCUCGUCCACUGGGCUCGGCAUCUGGCUGCAGCGGGCGAGCGCACUAACUCCUACUAUGAGCAGAGGGAUUAUGCAGGCCGCAGUGUGCACUACUGGAGGCUGCUGCUCCCCCUGCUGGAGAAGAUCCGCAAAAAGCGCAGCAUCCCGGAGCCUCUGGAGCCGCUGUUCCCGCACUUCAGGAGCAGAGACAUACAGGCUGCUGCGGUGUGUGCGCUGCAGCUGGAGGUCAGUCUCAGCACUGCCGCUCUGCUGGACAUUGAGGGCAGCACAGAGGAGGCCAUCGCUCAGCUGGAGCAGAUCAACACUGUGGGCUCCUACUGGCAGCUGGCCAAGAUCUACCAGCGGCUGGUGGAGGAAGCAGGAAACGGCCUGGAGGAAACACAGGGCCGCUGCAACAACUUCCUGCUGCAGUUCCAGAAAUACCUGAAUAUGAUUUCCCAUGCCAGCGCAGAGGACAUGGACAAGCUGCCGGUGUGUAUGGAGGAGGUGCUGGAUCUGCUGAAGGAGGUGUCUCAGCAGCUAGAGGAGGAUGGAGGAGAGCAGCACCAGGUGGAGUUCCCCCGCACCUCCAGCCCCGGCCGGCCCGCUGAAGCCCAGCACACGCUCAGCACUCCCUCCCCAGCCAAAAGCUCCGCAUCGCCUGCCAGGAGACCCACCUUCUCCCCCAAGACGCCUCCGCACUGGGCCGAGGACCAGAAGUCUCUGCUGCAGAUGCUGUGCCAGCAGGUGGAGGCCCUAAAGAAUGAGGUUCAUGACCUUCGGCAGAACCCCGCUGACAGCACCGGCUCCUCAUACCGCAUGUAUCCAGAGAACACUGAGGGCUUUCCUGCGGCGCAGACCUUCCAUGGCGUUCCUCUAACCGUCUCUACUACAGGUCCAUCUGGGUACUAUAGCCAGUCUCCAGCGUAUAACUCUCAGUAUCUUCUUCGCCCGGCUGCAAACGUCACUCCCACAAAGGGCCCGGUGUAUGGGAUGAACCGUCUUCCUCCACAGCAGCACAUGUACAGCUACCAGCAGCAAACACACACUCCGCCGCUGCAGUCCACACCGGCCUGCAUGUACCCUCAAGAGCAGGUGUUCGGUGCGCCCAUCCGCUUUGAGUCUCCAGCCACGUCUCUACUGUCCCCGUACAGCGAGGAGUAUUACACUCACAGCGUUCCCCAGCCUGCCGUCAAUCCUACUUUACCUGAGCCAGGAUAUUUCACCAAGCCCAACGCUGCGGCGUCUGUGCAGCCGUCUAGGAGCAGCGAGAGCAAGGCGGAGACUCGGACCAGCCUCGGGCCGCAGUUCACUCCCGAAGUCUCCAAGGUUCCACACUUUGGGGGCGUCAUUGUGGCUCCAUCAACAUCGACCACUACAACCUCGACUGCGUUCAAGUUCAACUCCAAUUUCAAGUCCAAUGAUGGUGACUUCACAUUCUCCUCCUCCCAGAGGAAGAACAGCGAGAGCUUACUGGGCCUGCUGACCUCAGAUAUUCCUCCCAAAACAGACGGGCCAUCAGAGCCAAAGCAGAGCCAUGAGCAGGCCGGAGUCUUCACUUUUGGGAGCAAAAACGCCGCAGGAUUUUCAUUCACAGAUGGUUCUCAGAGCAAAAUGAAUAUUUUUGGUAGCACUGACCCAUUUAGCUUCACUAGUGGAGCCAAACCAGUACUGGGUGCUGCUGAGGAGAAAAGUGGAGACAGUGAUAACGACAGCACACAUGUGGAGGAGGACGAGGACGGCCCUCACUUCGAGCCCAUUGUGCCUCUGCCUGACAAGGUGGAUGUGAAAACCGGCGAAGAGGAGGAAGAGGAGAUGUUCUGCAAGAGAGCAAAGCUGUUCCGGUUCGACGCAGAGACUAAAGAGUGGAAGGAGAGAGGAAUCGGCAGCAUCAAGAUCCUGAAGCACAAAACAUCUGGGAAAGUUCGCCUGCUGAUGAGGAGAGAGCAGGUCCUCAAAAUCUGUGCUAAUCACUAUAUCACUGCAGACAUGGCCCUAAAACCCAAUGCUGGGUCUGACAAGUCCUGGGUGUGGUACGCCAUGGAUUACGCGGAUGAAAUGCCAAAGACUGAGCAGUUGGCCAUUCGCUUUAAAACAGCAGAUGAUGCAGCACUGUUUAAAGUUAAAUUUGAGGAGGCUCAGAAAUUUAUUUCUGCACAAGGCCCACUGCUGGAAAAGUCGAGCGAAUCGCCGAAGCCUCCGGUUGCAUCUAAAGAGUCAGAUAUUAAGAUCCGGUUUUCCAAAAAGGAGGGUGAAUGGGACUGCAAGACAUGCUGUGUCCGGAAUGCUCCUGCAUCUGCAGUGUGUGUGGCCUGUGGUGGGCCGGCACCUUCAGCUAAAGGCAAACCUGCGGCGCAAAUCAAGAGCUCAGCGUUGCCGAAGCCUCCGGUUGCAUCUAAAGAGUCAGACCUUAAGAUCAGGUUUUCCAAGAAGGAGGGUGAAUGGGACUGCGAGACGUGCUGUGUCCGGAACGCUCCUUCAUCUGCAGCGUGUGUGGCCUGCGGCGGCCCGGCACCUUCAGCUAAAGGCAAACCUGCAGAGCAAAUCAAGAGCUCAGUGUCGCUGCCUCCCCCUGCCAAAGUCUUCUCUUUUGGACUUCCUGGAGAUUCUGCCAAGAACACCUCCUGCACAGAUGGAAGCACAAAAGGCUCAACAUUUGGGUCUCAAAUACCAGCUUCUUUUAAUUUUGGGUCAAGUAAUGCCGCAGUGACCCCAGUUGCCUCUCAGACUGAUAAGAAGAGCGUACCUACAGAUGAUCCGCAAAACACCAAAGUCUCCCCGACACCAGCAUUCUCUUUGACCCCUGGGUUUGGUUCUCAGUUUGCCAAGAAAGAUGGUCAAUGGGACUGUGACUCCUGCUUGGUGAGGAACGAUGCGUCCGCCACUGAAUGUGUUUCUUGCAGUACACCAAAGACUGGGUUAGCGGCCAUGUUUGGGAAGAAAGCUGGGCAGUGGGACUGUGAUACCUGCCUGGUGAGAAACGACGGAACAUCUAGUCACUGUGUUUCAUGUCAGACUGCAAACCCCAACAUGAAGAGCAAGACCUCAUCAGCACCGUCCAGCUCCUCUUUCAGCUUCAGUUUUGGCAAUUCUAGCGGCCAGCCUGCCGGCACCGGCUUUAAGAGCAGCUUCACUGCAGGCCCUGCAUUUCAGUUUGGCACGAGUACAGAGAAAUCCUCUUCAGAGGGCUUUAAGUUUGAGUCCUCCUCCACUCCAGCUGAUAAAACAUCAAGUAGCUCUAAUUUCUCAUUCUCAAUGCCAGCGCCUGGUGAAGGAUUUAAGUUUGGAAUUACUGAACCUCAGACGAAAGCGCCCGACACACAGCCACAAACUAGCUCCGCAUCUGACCUCCUCAAAAAUAUUGCAGAACUUCACAAAGAGAAGGAGAAAGAAGCCAUCCAGAGUUCCUCAGAUGAUUCAGGAGACACCAGCGCUCAUGACGAUAAUCCUCUCAUUAGCGGAAAGACUGAUACCUUCAGCUUUGCAGACCUGGCCAAGUCCUCUCAGGAAGGUUUUCAGUUCGGCCAGCAGGAUCCCUCUUUCAGAGGCUUCGCAGGGGCUGGCCAGCAGCUCUUCACAAGUGUUUCAAAACAAGACACCUCUGCCGAUCAAGAGGACGACAUGUACAGAACAGAGGAGAAUGACGAUAUUCAGUUUGAACCCGUCGUUCAGAUGCCGGAUAAGGUUGAUCUGGUCACAGGGGAAGAAGACGAGAAAAUCCUGUAUUCGCAGCGGGUCAAACUCUUCAGAUUUGAUCCAGAGACGAGCCAGUGGAAAGAGAGAGGAGUUGGCAACCUUAAACUGCUGAAAAACAACCAGAAUGGGAAACUGCGAGUGCUCAUGCGGAGAGAGCAGGUUCUGAAGGUGUGCGCCAACCACUGGAUCACCACCACUAUGAACCUGAAGCCUCUCGCAGGAUCCGAUCGGGCCUGGAUGUGGUUGGCCAGCGAUUUUUCAGAUGGAGAUGCAAGUUUAGAGCAACUUGCUGCAAAGUUCAAAACGCUGGAGCUUGCAGAAGAGUUCAAGCAGAAGUUUGAGGAGUGUCAGCGGCUACUUUUGGAUAUUCCUUUACAGACGCCUCACAAGCUGGUCAACACUGGCAGGACGGCUCACCUUAUACAGAAAGCUGAAGAAAUGAAAUCUGGUCUCAAGGACCUCAAAUCAUUCUUGACUCCCCAGAGCAAGGAGGAAGAGAGUGGUGUUACGGCGGACAGCACAUCUUCAGUCAUCGUCAAGCUGGACUCGGAGACCAGCACUGCAUUAGAAUGGGAUAAUUAUGACCUGCGGGAGGGCGUGCUGAAGAGCUGCACUAAAUCCUCAGCAAGUGAUGCUUCUGUGCAGCUGGACACAGUCGCUAAGAGUUUAUUCCGCUUUGGCGAAUCGUCCACAGGCUUCAGUUUCAGCUUUCAGCCUAUUCUCAGCCCCUCCAAGUCUCCGUCUAAAUUGAACCAGAGCCAGGCAUCAGUGGGCACAGAUGAUGAGCAGGACACCUCUCAGGAGGAGGAGCGGGAUGGACAGUACUUCGAGCCGGUGGUGCCCAUGCCUGACCUGGUUGAGGUCUCAACCGGAGAGGAGGAUGAGCAGGUGCUGUUUAGUCACCGUGCCAAAUUAUACCGCUACGACAAAACACUCAGUCAGUGGAAGGAGAGAGGCAUAGGAGACCUUAAAAUACUUCAACAUUACGAAACAAAGCGCGUCAGGCUUGUGAUGAGACGAGACCAGGUGCUCAAACUGUGUGCAAAUCACUGGAUUGACUCGAGUAUGAAGCUGGAGCCCAUGAAGGGUGCGGAGAAGGCCUGGAUCUGGAGUGCCUUUGACUUUUCUGAAGGGCAGGGCAAAGUGGAGCAGCUGGCGGUGCGCUUCAAACUGCAGGACACUGCCAGCACUUUCAGAGACGUCUUUGAAGAGGCCAAGACUGCACUGGACAGAGACACUCUGCUGAACCCGAGAUCUACCAGAGAAGCGUCCUUCAGCCAAGAGUCGAUCUGCGGCCCAGCGGCGGUGGCUGUGCUGGAGGAGACCACUAAAGAGCCCUCUGGACUUCCAGAGCAUAGCAGUCCCAAACCUGAGCGGACGCCCACAGCAGAGUUUACCACUCCGGUCAGCAAGACUGUGGUCUCUCCACCCAAGUUUGUGUUUGGCUCAGACUCUGUGCAGAAGAUCUUCGGCAGCCCGAAAGAGAAUUCUGCGGUUUCUCCUGUCCAGACCGCAGAUGAGGACAGUGGAGAAUCCAGACUGAAGACCUCUGCGGUGACCUCCAGCCAGACUGGCACUCCAUUCAGCUUACCAACCAGAAGUUUGGAUUUUAGGCUUUUCAAAGAUAAUCCUAUGGCAUUUUGGACCUGCACAUCAGAUGCCCAGUUUGAAGCCCAAGCCUGUCCUCCGCCAAAGCAGAAGAGCGUGCAGGACUUGUGUGAUGAUGAUGAUCUAGAGGUGAUCUUCGAGUGCCAGCCAACGAGAGAGCAGGCUGAUCUGGCCGCCUCACUUCUGCUGCCAAACACCUUCUUCUGCUAUAAGAACCGGCCCGGAUACACGAGCGAGGAGGAGGAGGAUGAUGAAGAUUUCGAGAGCGCUGUGAGGAGUCUUCAGGGACAGCUGUAUGAAGAUGAUCACGAGUGUGUGAUGGUGUGGGAGAAGCGUGCGUCUGCAGGUGAGGAGCAGAGGGCCAGGCGUCUCCUCCUUCCUCCUACAUUCCUGUGCGGCGUCAGCAGCGACUCAGACCUGGAGCCGGAGCGAGCAGAGGACAGCAGCACACACACACAGGUGGACACACAGACACACACACAAACGCAGCAGGUCAUGCUGGAGCCGUCCCAUGAUGCAUCAGUGGCCAGCAGGAGCACCGUGGAGCUCCAGAAGACUGACCGCAGCUCUCCAAUUGACCUGUCCACUAAGAAGAGCAGCGAGACCAGCUUCAGUGCAGACACUGCACAUCUGAUCCCUGCUGAUCCCUCAGGUACAGUGCUGACCACCACUGACCCCCGCUCCUCAGCUGAGCCCUCAGGUACAGCAUUGACCCCCGCUGACCCCAGUUCCACCACUGAGCCCUCAGGUAUCUUCUUCGGAUCUGCGUCUGCAAGCGCAUUCUCAUUCGCAGAUCUGGCCAAGACCUCAGGAGACUUCGCCUUCGGGAAGAUAGAUGAGAACUUCAGCUGGUCAAACGCGGGCGCAGCAGUGUUUGGAGCUCCGUCACGCACUGAAACACGCAGAGAUGAUGAAGAUGAGGAUGGUGAUGAUGAUGAAGCUCCGCACAGUGACGAGAUCCACUUUGAGCCCAUCGUUUCUCUGCCAGAGGUGGAGGUGCGCUCAGGCGAGGAGGACGAGGAGAUCCUGUUUAAGGAGCGGUGCCGACUGUACCGCUGGGACCGCGAGCUGCAGCAGUGGAAGGAGCGCGGCGUGGGCGAGCUGAAGAUCCUGUUCCACCCACAGAAGAAGAGCUACAGGCUGCUGAUGAGGAGAGAGCAGGUGCUGAAGGUGUGCGCCAACCAUACCAUCAGCAGCGGCAUCACCCUCACACACAUGAACUCCAGCGCCAACGCUCUCGUCUGGACCGCCACCGACUACGCUGAGGGUGAUGGGAAGGUGGAGCAGCUGGCAGUGAAGUUUAAGUCUGCAGAUCUGGCGGCGAGCUUCCGGCGUGUGUUUGAGGACUGUCAGCGGUGUGUGUCGCAGGCGGACAGUGCGCAGGUGUCGCUAGCAGAGACGCUAUCGCGAGACUCGAACCCGCGCGUGUUCUUCGAUGUGUGUGUGGACGGAGCGGACGCCGGCAGGAUCGUCAUGGAGCUGUUCGCACACAUCGUGCCCAAGACAGCAGAGAACUUCCGCGCGCUGUGCACCGGGGAGAAGGGCUUCGGCUACAGGGGGUCCAUAUUCCACAGGAUCAUCCCCGACUUCAUGUGUCAGGGUGGGGACAUCACGCAUCAGGACGGCACCGGCGGGCGCUCUAUCUAUGGCAAGGCGUUCGAGGACGAGAGCUUUGAGGUGCGGCACACGGGUCCAGGGCUGCUCUCCAUGGCCAAUCGCGGCAGAGACUCCAACAGCUCGCAGUUCUUCCUCACGCUGCGCAAGGCGGAGCACCUGGACUUCAAACACGUCGCCUUCGGCUUCGUCACCGACGGCAUGCAGGUGCUCAGGAGACUGGCAGAGAUGGGCACCAAGGAGGGCAAACCCACACACACCAUCACCAUACACCACUGCGGACAGCUCUGACCACACACACACACACACACACACACACACACACACACCUGUACUGCUUUUGAUUUCGAUGGCGUUUUUCCACCACUUUUCCUAUUGUAUUAUUUUUUCGCUAAAUAAAUGUGUGUAUUUCCUUUAAA
Danio aesculapii is the source of this 7752-nucleotide messenger RNA. RefSeq names its product RAN binding protein 2 (gene ranbp2). Gene Ontology annotation, cellular component: cytoplasm; nuclear pore. Bases 62 to 7624 code for a protein of 2520 amino acids. The record is from RefSeq and is a predicted model, not a curated record. Gene Ontology annotation, molecular function: GTPase activator activity; peptidyl-prolyl cis-trans isomerase activity. The transcript has 22 exons. Lineage: Eukaryota; Metazoa; Chordata; Actinopteri; Cypriniformes; Danionidae. Gene Ontology annotation, biological process: protein folding; protein peptidyl-prolyl isomerization; NLS-bearing protein import into nucleus.